UAAAAUUUAAAAGAACUCUAUAUCCGAUCAAAAGCCAACAUGAGUGACUCCGACUCAGACGACAGUUCCUUUCACUCCUUCAAUGGGAGCGAGCGGUCCGAUUUCUUGUACGCUUCGUCGUCGUGUCGCAGUGCCUCUGGCAGUGAAGAUGAAGUUCCUCUGUAUUCAAAGAAGAAAAGUCUCCGAAAAUUGCCUCCAGUGCCAUAUGAGUUGCCCAGCGUUGAGGUGUUCAGUUUGGAUCGAGCCCCAUCGAUGUUGAAAGAACGCAUAGAAUCCAACAGCAACCGGCCUGAUGAGGCCAAAGAAAAGAAUUUGCACACUGACAACUCCCAGAACACUCAGCCAGAGUGCUUUUGGUCGCCUCGUAAACAGUUUGAUUUGGUCUUGGAUUCUUAUUUCCGUCACACCAAGCCUGUGGAGGAGGAAUAUGUAUCACCUUUUAAACAAAAUAUGCCAAUACAGCCACAUCCAAAGGAAUCACCGUUGCUGAAAGGUCUGAAGAAGCCACUUGUACUUCCUGCUGGCUAUGACUUGAGCGCCUUACAAGUAAUCAAGGAUCCCAACCACUGGGCCAUUCGCCCUGGCGUUCGUACUGGGGAUAUCAUUAAAUAGUACGACACCGGUUUCCGUUGUAUUUAUAAUUUCUCUUUUUCAAUAAAGGCUAUAAACUAAGA
This is a messenger RNA of Drosophila persimilis, 674 nucleotides long. RefSeq lists its product as uncharacterized. NCBI's taxonomy places the organism in Eukaryota, Metazoa, Arthropoda, Insecta, Diptera, Drosophilidae. The record is from RefSeq and is a predicted model, not a curated record. The coding region runs from base 40 to 612 and encodes 190 amino acids. The transcript has 2 exons.